Messenger RNA from Colletotrichum fioriniae, 1317 nucleotides. Lineage: Eukaryota; Fungi; Ascomycota; Sordariomycetes; Glomerellales; Glomerellaceae. The record is from RefSeq and is a predicted model, not a curated record.
AUGGACCUACUGAGUAAGCGCGAAGACGCGCCACAAGCAGCAGAACUCCCGGAUGGAUCAAAUGCCCAUAGGAGAUGGCUAGAGAGCGAGUCCAGACUGAGAACCGGUCUCAUGAUAUGGAUUCUCGAUGUUAUUGUAUUCCUGGAGAGAGGACAAGAUGUACUACUUAAGCUAGGCGAUGCAAAAGGCCAGAUGCCGUGCCUUGAUUCUGCCUGGGACCAACCUACUGCUAAGAAACUAGGGCAGCAGCAGUCUAAACCAGGCUCACACGUCGAGAACCCUCCAGUGACUACACCUGAGGCCAUGGAAAUGCUUUACAUGGAGAAGAGACUGCCGCCGAACCUGGGUGACUUCAGCACCAUGGUGCUCACGUACGCAAUCAUCAGGCGGACUAAGGAGGCGAUAUACCACAAUCAGAUCAGGCUCAACUCGUGGACGCCCACAGCCGAUGUUCAGAAGUGCGGUCCCGGUGAUACCGUCGAGGAGACUUGGCCCCCUUCACUGCCUAUCCUAUCAAGAUGGCGGAACAGCGCCUGCGACUCUCUCGACCUCCUCCACUGGAACGCUAACGCGAUCAUCGCCAAAGCCGGUGGAUGGGAGCAUCCCGUCAUCUUACAUCUCCACCUCUCUCGCCUCGUCCUUCUCGCUCCAAUAAUACACCUACAGACUCUCGCCGCUGCCGCCUCAGCGCGAGCAUCCUCCCGCAACGUCGAUAACUCCAAAGUUGAAAAAGCAAGAUCUCUCGUUGCACAGUGGGCUCUACGCGAUCAGUACAAGGCCAGACUGUCGGUUGUCCAUGCCGGCGCAAUGCUUUGGCACAUCCGUCGCUACAGUGUUGGCAACUUUCUUGAGCCUUUUGGUAUCUUCGCAGCGACAUUGGUGGUCUGGGCGUACAGUACGAUGAUGCUGUUCAUGAGGCGGCACCAGAACCCGAGCUCUCACUUGGCUAGUGACGGCCCUGGACAGCAAGAUAGCCCGAUGGAGGCAGUGGCGGAAGUUGAAGAGGACCCGGAGCCCAGCUUCCUCCACCUCGACCGGCCAUGUGACGAUGAGAUGGUGCAGACUUAUGUCAGGCUAGGCCACAAGAUGGCGGGCCACAUGGCCAAGGUAGGUGAUAUCUGCAAUGACGGGGCCCCUCGGAAGAUUCUCAAGGAAGGGAUGCAGAUGCUGAAGGGAAGACCGGAGCAGAACGGAGACGCAGCAAGUAGCGUCGGGAGCGGAGGGACAAGCGAGAAUGGCAGGGGGCACUCGGUCUGGGGAGUGGAACGAACAUACGCUGAUCUCCUGGACUCGCUCAUUCAGUCCACCUCGGACUAG